Messenger RNA from Labeo rohita (rohu), 1287 nucleotides. Its product is annotated as src-like-adapter. The transcript is spliced from 7 exons. Gene Ontology annotation, molecular function: protein binding. NCBI's taxonomy places the organism in Eukaryota, Metazoa, Chordata, Actinopteri, Cypriniformes, Cyprinidae. The record is from RefSeq and is a predicted model, not a curated record. Bases 126 to 959 code for a protein of 277 amino acids.
CCCUUCAACUCUUAUCAGUGCGAAGCUGCAAAGGCGAACAAUAGCAGAAUCUAUAAGAAAGGGAGAUUGUCUCAGUUGGGCCAGACAUCUGAUGGCUGAUUAGGACUAGCCGUGGGGGAUUAACAAUGGGAGGCACUCUGGCAAGCCAAAGAACCUUGGAGGAAUUCAGACAACCUCAUCCUACUGAAGACCCUCCACCAAGAGUGGAUGAAAAUGACACAGCGGUAGUGUUGGAUAACUACCCUCCGCCUGAUAUCUGUGAGCCCAUAUUUCGAAUGGGAGAUUGGCUGAAAAUAUUGUCUGAGGAUGGCUACUGGUGGAAGGUCUACUCUGUCAGCACUAAGGAAGUGAACUAUAUACCGCACUGUCAUGCCACAAAAGUCUACCACAGUUGGCUGUUUGAAACAGUGACUAGACCAAAAGCUGAGGAACUGCUUCGACUGCCAGGAAACCGAGUUGGAUCGUUCCUGAUCAGAGAAAGCGCAAAAGGUUCGUACACCUUAUCUGUACGCCACAGAAAUAUUAAGCAUUAUCGAAUUGUUCGAAUGCCAAACAACUGGUACUUCAUCUCUCCACGGCUCACAUUUCAAUGUCUGGAAGACCUGGUCAACCACUACUCGGAUAUAGCAGACGGACUGUGCUGUGUUCUAACUGGCCCAUGCUUGACCACCUGUGAAACAACUCUGAGUCAGCUCACAAAAACACCUGGGAAAAAAUUAUCCUUUGACUGGAGAGCAGUGAACAGCUCGGAGCUCGUUCAGCAGAGCACAAGCCCUUCUGCGGUCAGCUAUGGGGUUCAGAACAGUGUCUCUUCCUACCUGUCUUUGCUGGGACAGCAAGAGAAGCCAGAGAAAAAGAAAUUUAGCUUGAAGAAGAGGUGGAGGUCUGUCUACAUGACGCAAAACAACCAGCUUGACAGUUUGGCCACUGUGGAGGAUAACUACGAGGAGGUGAAUUGAUAGACCACAGCUGAUUCAUUCCAGGAGAUCAAACGCGGAAUGAGUAUCUAAAUACAUUGUUGUGUCUGGACUAGAAAGAGACAGACUUUCUCUCAGAGAAACAAUUUGAAUACUUAAAACAGUUCCUGAAGGAUGUGUUUAUUUAAAUUUAUGCUUAUGAAGCUUUGAGUAUAAGUGUUUUAAGAUGCUCGUGCAACCCUGCAGCAUUACUUUUGGACUGGAGAAGGUUGCUAUUACUGUAAAUGUGAUCUCAGAUCUGUCUUGUUACAUAAAAUUGUGGUGCAGUAUAACCGGUAGUUUGAUCUCAGAGCUCUGUUCUUACCAUUAG